UACAUCAAAGUGAGCACACGCUCUUGAAGAGUCUGCCCUGUCAGCUAUGACUGAAGAGCACAUAAUGCAAACACACAGUAGUCAGACAUAAUCUCCUGAGACCGGUAGCUUUGUCUUUAUUAAAGAGCUGUUAUGAGUUGCUCUGUCAGAGUGAAUUAAAAGUGCAUAAAUACUGAUGGUGCCUCUUAUCAAAACUUGGGCAUUGACAAAUUUAUAAGCCGUCCCUGCUGUGGAAUUUCCGUGUUACUUAAUAUCAAACUGGCUGCAGCCACCUUCUUUUAAGUGGGAUUUUCUUGCUUUUCAUGACAUAAACAUUGUGUUUUGAGUUUUAUGAGAAAAGUAGCAACAGUCACUUUGGGUUGUGGUGAAGCCUGAUAAGUGUUAACAGCCGGCUCUCUUUCUUUCCAGGUGUUUUUCUCAGCAUACAUCUUCAAUAGUAAUGUGAUGGUCAAAGUAGCCACUCAGCCUGCUGAAAAUCCCAUAGAUGUUCUGUCCAGGAAGCUCCAUUUGGGGCCGGGGAUGGGCCGUGACGUACCCCGCCUCUCCUUGCCCGGCAAACUCGUCUUUCCCAGUUCCACAGGAAGUCACUUCUCGAUGCUGGGAAUAGGAGACAUCGUGAUGCCAGGGCUGCUGUUAUGCUUUGUCCUGCGUUAUGAUAACUACAAGAAGCAAGCGACCGGGGAAGUCCCAGGGCCCGGUAACAUGUCUGGACGCAUGCAGCGCGUCUCCUAUUUCCACUGCACUCUCAUCGGAUACUUUGUAGGACUGCUGACUGCCACCGUGGCCUCCAGGAUCCAUCGUGCUGCACAGCCCGCUCUGCUCUACCUGGUGCCCUUCACCCUGCUGCCUCUGCUCACCAUGGCCUACCUGAAGGGGGAUUUGCGGCGCAUGUGGUCUGAGCCUUUCCACACUAAGUCUAGCAGCUCUCGCUUCCUAGAGGUAUGAUACAACUUGGGUACAAGCGACCAGCACGGAGAAG
This is a messenger RNA of Haplochromis burtoni (Burton's mouthbrooder), 979 nucleotides long. Its product is annotated as signal peptide peptidase-like 3. Gene Ontology annotation, cellular component: Golgi-associated vesicle membrane; cytoplasmic side of endoplasmic reticulum membrane; lumenal side of endoplasmic reticulum membrane. Bases 445 to 945 code for a protein of 166 amino acids. Gene Ontology annotation, biological process: membrane protein proteolysis. The transcript has 4 exons. Gene Ontology annotation, molecular function: aspartic endopeptidase activity, intramembrane cleaving. The record is from RefSeq and is a predicted model, not a curated record. NCBI's taxonomy places the organism in Eukaryota, Metazoa, Chordata, Actinopteri, Cichliformes, Cichlidae.